AUGAUUAAGUCCUGGAGCGAUGAUCUACAGGGAAAACAAAUUUUGGCAGGAGGGUCAACUAUAGCAAAUGUUUAUGGUCAUAAUACCUCGCAGAAAGAAUCCGAUACAUUGAGCGGCAUCCCAACUAUGGACGGCGACGGCGAUGGUGACAUUGAGAUUCAUAGGGAUGAAAAUAUGGAGAAUGUGGAAACUCAAAGUCUGAGGCCAAAACGGAGCAGCAGUCAAUACAGCCAGAGCUUGUUUAGCAACCAAACGGAUGAUGCCUCUCGGAUCAACACAGACUGUCCACGGGAGGAUGAAGAGACCGGGGAAGAGAGGCUUGAAAGAUGGAAACAAUUCUUCAACCACAGACCCUUGAUGAGAUGUCUGGACGACGGCGAUGGCGAUGAACUUCUAGCUGAGCUUCUCUUCAAUAGACUGUAUGAAGAGGUGCGCGUCAAGGCGAUUGGUAUGGGUGGUUCUAAAUAUAGGGGUGAGCUGCAAGCCAGAGCUUUCUGGGACAAUGUGAGGGGCCAGCUUAGAGUCAACGAUGACGAGAUCUUCCAUGCCUGGCCUUAUACUUAUGUGGAACACGAAGAAGAGCACUUUGUGCGAGGCUUCCGGAAGUUCAAGCUUGGUAGCAGACGAAUCACACGCCCACCACCAUACUUCCGAGAAUCUGCCGCAACCACCGUCUCCAAACACGUAUUUCGACAGUAUUGGAGUACAUGGUUAUACUUCCACGUCAUGGACCCAUUUUCUGUCGAGGGUGAGCUGCUCAACUUGGCCAACCACUUCUAUCAGGGCCAAUGGCAGCAAGUGAUUGAUUUCGACAUCAGCGGCCUGUCCCCCAAGAAUGCCCUUCCGGCCCGCAUAUUUUCCCUUCGCGCCCAGAUAGCCCUCGGACACGCAGAGGAUGUCAUUUCAGAUGUCCAGGGAGAGUCGGAGCCGGAGCUGGUUGCAGUUGGUGCGCUGGCUGAGUUUGCCGCGGGAAAUGAAGCAAAAGGAUUGAAGGUUGCGGAACAGCUGGCCGCUGAGUCGGCAGACAACGCUGCUGUCCAGGUUGUAGCAGGGACGGUGCUGCAAGCUUCGGGGAAAAGCGAGGAGGCCUUAGCUUUGCUUGCACAGCAUCAAGGAAGUCUUGAGGCAGUUGCUCUAAUCGUACAAAUCCACCUUCAACAAAACCGCAAUGAUCUAGCUAUCAAGGAGGUACAAGCAGCUCGAAGGUGGGCCCAGGAUAGCCUACUUGUAAACCUAGCGGAAUCCUGGGGGGGAGAAAAGUACCAGCAAGCAUUCUACGUUUUCGAGGAGCUUGCGCAAGCUCCUGCCACAUCGUCAACCCAAAGCCUAGUAUCACAAGCCGUAGCGGAGAUCCAUCUUGGUCGAUUAGAGGAAGCAGAGGCAGCUUUACAGCAAGCGCUAGCUAAGGAUCCCAAAGACGCGGAUGCUAUGGUUAAUAACAUUGUCCUUAAUGUGAUCGCAGGCAAGGAUUCCCAGGAGCUGAGAAGCACCUUGUCCGCAGUUACACAGGAACAUCAUUUCCUCCAAGACCUCGAAGAAAAGAGCGGAUUAUUCGACAAGGCCGCGACUAAGUACUCUGCGAAGGUUGCGGCAUAG
This is a messenger RNA of Venustampulla echinocandica, 1596 nucleotides long. RefSeq lists its product as uncharacterized. The transcript is spliced from 6 exons. Lineage: Eukaryota; Fungi; Ascomycota; Leotiomycetes; Helotiales; Pleuroascaceae. Gene Ontology annotation, cellular component: COPI vesicle coat. Gene Ontology annotation, biological process: endoplasmic reticulum to Golgi vesicle-mediated transport; intra-Golgi vesicle-mediated transport; retrograde vesicle-mediated transport, Golgi to endoplasmic reticulum. The record is from RefSeq and is a predicted model, not a curated record. Gene Ontology annotation, molecular function: protein binding; structural molecule activity. The coding region runs from base 1 to 1596 and encodes 531 amino acids.